GUAACGGGCUUGCAGUAGCCAGAGACGUUUUAAUGUCUUAAAGUGCAUUUCCAGCGCGUUUAGCGCUGGAAGCAAUAUCAUCAAGUAAUGGAGGCACAUGUAGAAUUUGCGCAUGUCCUUCAUCAACGCGUCAGGCUGCGCGUGGAGCCAUGGCGGGGAGUUCUACACGGGGUGACCGAGCUGUACAUUCGACCCGGGCGGCACAGAGUUGUCGCGCUGCACGCGCGCAACUUGGUCAUUGACGAAGUUCUUGUCGGCUCCACGCCUGUACAGUUCCGACAUAUCCAGCGGCACAUACAGCGGUCCCUGGACAGCAUCGCUGAUAAGAGCGCGCGGGACUUUGCGGACUAUGUGGCAGACGACUACCGGGCCACGCUCAAAGCCGAGCGCACACAGGGCGACCUCGCGAUCCCCCUGGACGGCAAGGAAGGGGAUGCCGGCGCGAGCCACGGCGCAGCCGCCACCGUUGCCCACUCCCCGCUCAAGCCCAAGCAGCAGCCACAGCAGCAGCAGGGCGGCGCGGGCGCGGGGCCCGGGGCGGGGGUGGGCACCGCGGCUCUGGCUGCCGAUCUGCAGCACUGCUCUGAGGGCUUCAGGCAGCGGCUGCUGCAGGACACACUCAUGGCGACUGCCGUCAAGGUGACGGUGCGCUACCGCAAGCUGGGCGGCGACGCGGGCGUGCGCUACCUGCGCGGCUUCAUGGCUGCCGACUGCGGCGGCCUGAACCGCGCCCGCUGCCUGGUGCCGUGUGUGGACCGGCCCACAGACAUGCACACCUGGGAGCUGCAGGUGGAGGUGGGGCUGCAGGAGGUGGCGGUGUGUAGCGGUGCGCUGGUGUCACAGCGGCUGCUGGUGGGCACGCCGCCGGCGGACCUUCAGGAGGCAGGCGGCGGCGAGAGCGAGGAGGGCAGCGAGGACGGCGACGAUGGUGACGACGAUGGUGGGGUGCAGGAGGCGGGGGCGGCAGCAGAGGCGGCAGCCGCGAGCGCCAAGCCGGCGGGCGCUGAUGCAAUGGAUGUGGAUGGCUCUGCAGCAGCGGCGACGGCGGCAGCGGCAUCCGCUCCAACGGCCAUGGAUGUUGACGGGGGGUCGGCGGCGGCGGGCGCGUGGGCCCAGGGCCGAAGCCAGGGCCAAGACAGGCCACGGUCGCGGGGCCGGCGAGCGGAUCGGCCGCCGCGUGCGCCGCGCACGCCCAAGCGCGGCGGCAGCGCCGCCGCUGAAGCCGACGCGGACGGCGGCGGCGGCCGGUCUGCCCGGCCGUACGCCAAGGUCUGGUACUACGAGCAGCCGGUGGCGGUUGCGCCGCGCCACCUGCACGUGACGGUUGGGCCGUUGGCGGUUGUGCCGCAGUACCAGGGCAGCACCAGUCAGUUGGUGGAGUCGUUCCUGCGGCAGCAGCAGGGCCAGCAGCCGGCCGCAGGCGGCGGCGGCGCGGGCGGGGCGCAGGACUCCACCACCAUCACGCACUUUGGCCCGCCCGGCGCGCUGGACAAGCUGUCGUCCACGUCGGCCUUCUUCUACCUGCCCUUCAAGGAGUACCAGAUCGCGUCCACCGUCAACUUCCCACUCAGUCAGCUGCAGGUGGUGUUCAUUCCCUCGGAACUGGCCACGGCGCCUGUGACCACCGCCGCCGGCUGCAUCGUUGCCUCCUCCGAGCUGCUCCACAGUGACCGGGACGUGGAGGCGGGGCUGGAGGCCAAGGUGGCGCUGGCGGAGGCGCUGGCGCGGCAGUGGUUCGGAGUGGUGGUGCAGCCGGCCUCCUCCUCUGACGUGUGGCUGGUGGAGGGGCUGGCUGGGCUGCUGGCGGACACCUUCCUGCGGGCGUGGCUGGGGCAGAACGAGGUCGUGUACAGGCGCUACAAGGAACGCGAGGCUGUGCUGGCGGGCGAUGACGGCCAGCCGCCGCCGCUGUGCCCGCAGAACCAGUACGACUACGCCGAGGAGGCGGCGGCGGGAGGCGGAGGCGGAGGCGGGGAGCAGGGCGCGGCUGGGCACCAGCAGCAGCAGCAGAGGCGGCGGCGGAAGGACCCGCUGAGUCAGAUGUAUGGGAGCGAGGCUCUGGACCCCUCCCCGCUGCGGCGUUGGAAGGCGGUGGCGGUGCUGCGCAUGCUGGAGAAGCGCACCGGCGAGGACGGCUUCAGGAACAUCAUGCAGGCGGUGUGUCGCAAGGCCGCGCACGCGCUGCGCGAGUGGUCGCCCGCCCGCGGCGCCGACAUGAGGCUGCUGUCCACCCGCAAGUUCGUGACGGAGUGCGGCAGCGCCGCGGGCAUGGCCAAAGACGUGGCGGCCUUUGCGGAGCGUUGGAUCUACGGCCGCGGCUGUCCGCGCCUGACCGCCGGCUUCACCUUCAUCCGCCGCAACAACACGCUGGUCCUGGCGCUGAAGCAGGAGGGCGGGCCCGAGGUGGCGGAGGCGGGCCGGGCGGCGGCGGCGCAGCGCAGCAAGAGCGACACCGCGGGGCGCGGCAUACGGGUGGCGGUGUACGACCACGACGGCGCUGUGCAGGAGAACGUGGUGGAGCGCAUGGAGGCGGCGGUGGACAGCUGCGUGCACGAGAUGGAGCUCACCGUCAAGCCGGGGCAGCGGGGCAGGCGGAGGAAGGUGGUCCCGGGGGAGGACGGCGCCGGCGAGGAGGAGGGCGGCACGCAGGGUGGCCAGGCGGCGGCGGACGAGCACCGCAUCCCCGUGCAGUACCUCAGGGUUGACCCGCUUCAGGAGUGGCUGUGCGAGGUGGUGGUGCUGCAGGGCGAGGCCAUGUGGGCGGCGCAGCUGAGGAGCAGCAAGGACGUGGUGGCGCAGAGCCUGGCGGUGCAGGGCCUGAUGCGUCUGGGGCUGCAGCUGGAGUCCUCGGGCGCCGCCGACUCCUCCUCCGUCAUCGCCGCCCUGCUGGAGGCGGUGCGCGGCGAGCGGCUGUACUGCCGCGUGCGGGUGGAGGCGGCGAGGGCGCUGGCGGCCUUCAGCGCCUCCAUGAGCACUCAGCCCGCCGCGCCCAGCCUGUUGUCGUACUUUUACGACUGCUGCCGCGACCCCGCCACCGCCGUACUGCGCCCCAACUACUGGAGUGACCUGGGGCAACACCUGGUGCUGCAGGCCAUCCCCGCCUGCCUGGCCUCCAUCCGGGAUGUGUCCUUCAACUCCACGCCUGAGGCGCUGCAGCUGGUCACCGACGUACUCAGCAACAACGACAACUCAGAGAACCUGUACGACGACGCCUCCUACCUGUCCGCGGUGAUUGAGGCGGCGGGGCUGCUGCGGCCGCCGCACGCCGGCCAGCUGUGUCGGCUGCUGGGGCUGCUGGACGACUACAUGCUGCGAGAGUGCCUGCAGCCCAGUCACAACUACGCGGUCGGGUGCGCCUGCCUGGCGGCCAUGACCUCGCUGGCGCUGUCCGUCAACCCCAGGCAAGGCCGCGGCGCCGGCGCGGAGGCCAAAGCCCUCGAGCUGUACGCCUGCCUGCGCCGUGUGCUACUGCGCUUCGCCCGACCGCCGCUGCCCUCGACCGGCAGUAGCAGCAGUGCCAGCGGCGGCGGCAGCGGCGGUGGCUACUGCCACCAGCUAAAUACGCAGGAGCUCACAGCGGGCGCGCUGGCGCGCGCGGCGGCGGCGGCGGCCGCCGCCGCCAACGCAGCGGGCGCGGAUGCCGGCGCCGACGGCGGGGGCGAUGUGGCGAUGGAGGACGCUACAGCCGCACCCGGAGCGGAUGGCAGUAGCAGCCUGGAUCUGGUGAAGGCGGCGGCGGGGCGGCGGCGGCGGAGCCGGCGGGGCUGGCUGCGGCGGCGCGAGGCGGCGGCCGAGGCGGCGGCGCCGGAGGGUGCGGAGCCGCCACACCACUUGUUGCGGCGGGCGGCUUACCAGUGCCUGUUGCGGCUAGAGGCUGCGGAGGCCAAGGUGAUGUCCAGCCGGCGCGGCGCGGCGGGCGGCGGCCCCGAUGGCAAGCCCGCCAGCCGCGUCAUUGGGCUGGCGCUGGGGCUGCUGCAGGUGGAGCCGCUGCCGGCCCUGAGGCUGGCGGUGAUGGCGGAGGCGGUCAGCCUGCUGGGCUCCAUGCAGGCACGUGUGGUGGCGGACGCCAAGGAGGAGGGCACACACACCGACCCCGCAGCCCUGGUGGUGCCCGUCAGCGCCUCCGCCUGCGCCGGCCUCUACGCCCUGGCACUGGGGCUGCCUGUCGGCGGCACGGCUGCGGCAGGAGGGGGGGCAGCAGCGGGGGCGGGGGCGGGGGCGGCGGGGGCGCCAGCAGCGGGGGAAGCAGCAGCGGGUGUGGGUGGCGCGGGUGCGGCUGCAGGUGAGGAGGCGUGUGAGGACCCGCGGCUGCGGCACCUGGCCUUCAUGGGGCUGCAGCUGCUGGCCAGUCAGCCGCCCUCGCUGUACAGGACAUCGCCGGACGACGGCACCGCUGACGACAUGCCCGAGCCCUCCAACAUCACACGCGCCGGCCUGCCGCCACGGAGCCACGUCACAGGCCACCCGCACGCCGGCGGCGGCGCGCGCUCCGCUGGCACCGCCGGCCAGCCCGCCGGCACCGCCGGCACGGCGGCCGCCGCCGCCGCGGCGGCGCCCGCGCUCAAGCGGUUGAAACUGCCGUCGAUGCGGCCGCAGCCGGCGGCAGCGGCCGCGGCAGCGGCGCCGACUGCGUCGGCGGGCGGUGCGGCGGACGGUGGCGGCGCGGCAGCGGCGGCGGCGGCGGUGUCUGGGGAGGUGACGCAGGCGCCGUCGGUGGGUGGCGGCGGCGGCGGCGGCGGCGGCGGCGGCGUGCACACGCCCGUCAGGUCGCCCACUGUGUCGGCCGACCCCACCGCGGUGCAUCCGGGAGCAAUAGCCGCGGCCUCGCCGUCCGUUGCGGCGCCGGGGCCGGCGUCCACGCCGCCGCCUGCAGCUCACGACGUCACACCUUCCACUAAGGGUGCUGCGGCGGCCGCGCGGGGGGCAGCGACGCCGCCACCAGGCGCUGAGCCCGCAGCGGCAGCGCCGCCGCAGCCUCCGGCUCAGCAGCAGCCGACAGCGGCAGCACGUGCAGCCAGCCCGUCUCGGCUGCCUCGGCUUGGAGGCAGCGGCGGCGGUGCGGCAGCGGCGGCGGCAGGGCCAGCGGACGGCAAGCAGCAGGCAGCGGCGCCGGCGUCAGUGUCGGCGGCGGGGCCGGCGGUGGCGGCGGCAAGGAAGGUGUCGCCGCCGCGGGCGGCCACCGCAAGCCCGCCGCGGCCUGCCGCCAGCGGUGGGGCGGCGCCGGCCGCUGGCAGCAGCGUCAAGCCAACGGCAGCAUCAGCAGCGGAGACUGGGGCGGGUGCUGGUGCUGGGGCAAAGCAGCGACGCGGGCCAUCGCCGUCGCGGCCACCGGACACAGCAGCCGGCGCAGCAGCCGGGGCAGCUGCGCCGGCGGCCACGCCCGCGCCCGGCGCUGCCAAGCCCCGCCCCGCCAAGGCUCCUGCGCCGCAGGGGCAGGCCCCGGCACCAGCCGGCUCCGCCGGCGCCCGGCCGCCCACCUCCCCCCGGCCCACCUCCGCGCCGUCCUCGCCUCGCGCUGCUGGCGACGGCAGGCCAGCAGCCAAGCCACCCCAGGCCGCCGCCGCCACGCCAGGCACCACCACGGCCACAGCCGUGGGCCCGCGCUCCAAAGAGGCGUCACCCAAGUCCGCAGGCUCGCCGGCGCGCUCCCAAGGCGCCGCCGCCGGCACGGCAGCGGCAGCGGCAGCGGGGGCAGGUGGGGCGCCGAAGGAGGGCGGCCCGCCCGCCCGCAAGUGGCCCACCGCUCGUCCGCCCCGGCCGGACGCGGCCGCGGCGGCGGCCAAGCCCGAUGGCGCCGCUGUGGCAGCCACGCCGGGAAGCGCGGCCUCGCCUCCUGCCGCAGCCUCCGCAGCCCCUGACGGUGGCGUUAGGAAGCCAGCCGCCAGGCCGCCGCCGGCCGCGGCUUCCACGCCGUCCAGCGCGGCCGCUGCGGUCAAGACCGCCGCGCCCAAGGCAGCGCCGCCGGUCUCGGCGCCGCGCGCGCUCAAGGUGAAAAUCCGGCAGCCCGGCGCAGCCGCCGCUGCUGCGGCUGCAGCAGCAGCAGCAGCCGGCGGCCGUGCUGCCGCCCCGGGCACGGGCGCGGGCUCCGCCACUCCAAUGAGCGGCGCCACCGCCGCCUCGGUAGCCGCCUCGACGGGCGCCGCGCCGCCAAUGCCGCCGCUGUCGCGAAGGCUCUCUAUCGCGGGCUCAACAGGGGGACCGCCCGGCACCUCGGGGCCGGCGUCAGCCGUGGCGGCGGCGGCUGCCGCCGCCGCGCCCGCCACCUCGCCCACCAAGACGCCAGCGGCGCCGCCGCCGUCGCAGCGUGCGCCGCCGCCAGGGGUGUCGCAACCGCCGCUGGCGGCGGCGCCGGCGGCGGCCCCAGCAGGGGCGGCGCCGGCGGGUGGCGGCGCGCCCAAGACGGGCCUCAAAUUCAAGCUCAAGGUGCCGGUGCAGGUAAGGCCGCAAGCGCCGGCCGCAAGCACCGCAAGUGCGGCGCCGCCGCGGCCGCGGCCGCCGCCGCCUGACUCGGAAGCGGAGCAACCGCCGCCUGCGGCGCAGAAGAGGAGGAGCUGAAGGGUUUGAGACGAGCAUUUUCGGUUGGCCUGGGAGGCGGUUGAUCAACGACCGUAGCACGGGAUGACUCGAUGCGAUGUCGUGCAUUGUGUUCUCUGGGGGCAAACACGUCGCCUCACGUCGCCGCAUGUGCGUCGUGCGACAUUGAUGAGGUCGUGAGCUAGUCAGCUGGUCGUGGCGCACUGGCGCUGCCGUACGGGGGUUGCAGAAAUGGCGGGCCGCAGCGGAUGAGAGGGCGACGCUGUGUAACCACCGUGCUCCUGCCUCCGCUCCGUCAGUACCUUGCAACGAGGCUGGUGCAUGGGGGGGAUCCGCAAAUUUGUUGCAACCAGGCUUGCAGCGUUGAAGCAGCGAAGGUAGAUGCGCAGGCGCAGGCGCGGCGCGUGCGGCUGCCACGUGCUGUCCCCACUCCUCUCUGGGCGGUGGGCCUGCACCACCUGCCACCUGACAUAUGUGGGGCACCACCUGGCACCUGUGGAGCUGCAGACAGGCUGACAGGCGUGCUGACAGGCCCAACCCGCCAGCCCCACGGCCCCGGGCUGGAUGUAACGGAGCAGGGGA
This is a messenger RNA of Chlamydomonas reinhardtii, 7116 nucleotides long. RefSeq lists its product as uncharacterized. Gene Ontology annotation, cellular component: transcription factor TFIID complex. Gene Ontology annotation, biological process: transcription initiation at RNA polymerase II promoter. The record is from RefSeq and is a predicted model, not a curated record. Gene Ontology annotation, molecular function: RNA polymerase II general transcription initiation factor activity; chromatin binding; transcription cis-regulatory region binding. The transcript has 26 exons. The coding region runs from base 88 to 6555 and encodes 2155 amino acids. Lineage: Eukaryota; Viridiplantae; Chlorophyta; Chlorophyceae; Chlamydomonadales; Chlamydomonadaceae.